Sinocyclocheilus rhinocerous is the source of this 3349-nucleotide messenger RNA. RefSeq names its product carbohydrate-responsive element-binding protein-like. NCBI's taxonomy places the organism in Eukaryota, Metazoa, Chordata, Actinopteri, Cypriniformes, Cyprinidae. Gene Ontology annotation, cellular component: nucleus. The coding region runs from base 101 to 2827 and encodes 908 amino acids. The transcript is spliced from 16 exons. Gene Ontology annotation, molecular function: DNA-binding transcription factor activity, RNA polymerase II-specific; RNA polymerase II cis-regulatory region sequence-specific DNA binding; protein dimerization activity. The record is from RefSeq and is a predicted model, not a curated record. Gene Ontology annotation, biological process: regulation of transcription by RNA polymerase II.
CUAAGUAUGCAGUGCAGUAGAGAGUGAAGCGUGCUUCCUCAUAUGGCGUUUUUCUCAGUGGACUGCAUUUGAGCAGCGUGACAGGACUAGAUCAGCACCGAUGGCAAAGGCAGAGUACUCAGAAACCGCAGAGCCCAGCCAGAUCGGACCGGAUUCAGAGUCUGAUUCGGAUCCGGAGUUGCCCAGUGUGAACGCCGGAGCGGGAUUCGAGUCAUGCCGGCGGACUCAGGUGAUCCACAGCGGACACUUCAUGGUGUCCUCGCCGCACAGUGACUCAAUCAGGAGGAGAAGCGCGGCUCUUUAUAGUUCUGAUAAUUAUGAUUUUGACACCGUUAAUAAACCGGAUUGCCAGACCUACAUUUUCGGUCCACUGAGCUCCAGACGCCUGAGCAUUGACCCCACUCUCACACGCCUGUUUGAAUGCAUGACACUGGCGUACAGUGGGAAGAUUGUGUCUCCAAAGUGGAAGUCUUUCAAAGGUUUGAGGUUGCUGUGGAGGGAUAAAAUCCGGCUGAAUAACGGCAUUUGGAGGGCCUGGUUCAUUCAGUAUGUGGAGAAAAGGAAGAACCCCGUGUGUGGGUUUGUCACGCCGCUGGAGGGUUCGGAGGCGGAUGCUCACGGCAAACCUGAGGCCAUUGUUUUGGAGGGAAGCUACUGGAAGAGACGGAUAGAGGUGGUGAUAAAGGAAUAUCACAAAUGGAGGAUUUACUAUAAGAAAAGACUUCAGAAGAACAAAGACCUGCUGUCCAUGCUACAGAAGAGUCCUAUCAGCAGGACGGGCCUGGAGAAGUGGACCAGUCAGAUCUAUCCAGAGCCUGAGGCGGCAUCAGAGGAAGUGCACAUGUUUGACUUGGAUUGCUUCCUGUCCGACAUCUCAGACACGCUGUUCACCAUGACCCAGAAACCCAGUCCCUGGAGUGGAGACCGCCAAAACAGUGAGUCCACCCAGAAAUCAUUUACUCACCUUCAUCUAGACAUUUUCCUGAGUUUCCGCGGGCAGCCGAUGGAGCACGUGGUUUAUUCAGACUGCAGCUUCUUUGAGAGUUCGUCUAGCGGGGCGUUUCCUUCAACUGCUUCCUCUGCCGUCACCAGUCAGAUAAUACACACAGGACCUCUGCUAACACAGCCUCCUCUCUCAGCUGAAGGUUUAUCCCAGCCGUCCUCAUCUGUAAACCUACCUGGACCCAGUUAUCCUCGCCAGACCAUCGACCCCGACAUGACCUUCAACCCCAGUGGUGAAACCUCAGAGCCCAAGUUCAAAGGUCGCUCAGAAUACAUCAGUGACUUCCAUCACUCUCUGAACCUCUCGUCUGGCCUGGUCCCGUACGGUCCGCAGACGCCGUUCAGCGGUCACAGCACUGAGAUGCCAGGUGUCAUGGCACAGGAAAGCCCUUACCCAUCAGCCUGCCUCAGACACAGAUAUUCCUCCAGCCAAUCACAGACCUGUGCGGCUGCCACGUCCACGGUCAUCACCCACACUGGCUCUGCCAUGACCGGCCUGCCAUUGGACGCCCAGCAUGGAUACUCCAGCGUGGCUGAGAUGUUUCUUCCUGCCACCUGCAUGUCUUUGAGCUACCAGCCCAUGACAGCCACCCCAUCUCUGCCUUCGCCCGGCGUCUCUCACUGCUUCUCUGUGCCGCAGCAGGUGGGCGUGGCCACUGGCGGGGGGAAGCACAAACAAAAGACAGGAGGAGCCCAAUUGGUUCCCAGGGUGAUGACUUCAUCUACAGCCCCGCCCACUCAGACGAGCUGCCUGGCCAAUCUGCUCUCUUCCAGAUCUCAAGAGCGAAAACCAUCGUUGAGUUUUGAUGCUCCGUCAGCGGGGUUAAAGGGCCACAGACCAACGUCACCCAUCUCUCCGCCAAAGAGCAGCAGUCGAGGAGGAUCGCAGAUUUCCCACAAUCUCCCCUGGGCCUCUACUGCAAUCCCUCCACUCUCACCGUUACAUUGUCAGAUGCACAUGUCAACCCAUGGCCACAGCGGCACCCCGCAGGGAAGCACCAUCUCCUCUCUGCUCACGCAACAAACGCCGCUUCUCACCCCCAAAACAGAAAAACUCUCCCCAGUACAAAUGCACACAAGUGACAGGAGCAGUUUAACAGUUAGCUUUUCAGGAAACAUGGGACAGACGUCACCUACAAAUCCACCAGAGAAAAGCCCAGAGUCGUUGCCUGGACAAGCCAAGAUGGAGUCCACAAGAACAGACACACGACGGAUCACACACAUUUCUGCCGAGCAGAAGAGACGGUUCAACAUCAAGCUUGGCUUUGACACGUUACACAGUCUGGUGACGACUCUCAGCUCACAGCCCAGUAUAAAGAUCAGUAAGGCCACGACGCUGCAGAAGACGGCGGAGUACAUCAGUAAGAUGCAGCAGGAGAGAGCUCAGCUCCACGAGGAGGCCCAGAGACUCCGAGACGAGAUCCUCACGCUCAACUCUGCCAUCAAUGCGUGUCAGCAGCAGCUUCCGGCUACAGGCGUCCCAAUAACACGACAGCGCUUCGACCACAUGAGGGAGAAGUUCAGAGAGUACGUGAGGGCUCAAACGCUGCAGAACUGGAAGUUCUGGAUCUUCAGCAUCCUCAUCGAGCCGCUUUUUGAGUCGUUUAACGCUAUGGUGUCCACAGCCAGUGUCGAUGAUCUGUGUCGCAGCACUCUGUCCUGGCUGGACCAGCACUGCUCUCUGCCCGCGCUCAGACCCACUGUUUUGAGUUCCCUCCGUCUGCUCUGCACCUCCACAUCAAUCCUCUCAGACCCCAGUCUGGUUCCUGAACAGGCCGUCCAGGCCGUCACUCACGGACAUUCAUCCCACAGCUACAGCCAAUGACAGCACACGCUCGCAAAACCACAGCCAAUCACACGACCCACAUGCGCAUCCAAUCAGAACACUCGUCCCGCAGCAACGACCAAUGACAUUUUACUCUCUCACAAAUGCAGCCAAUGAUGCUCUUUCCCACAAAUGUGCAAGUGCUUAUGGAUGGUAAAAUGACUACAGCUUUGCUUGAGUUUUUAUUAUUUAUAGGAAAACAGAGAUGAUGAUCAGAAUUGAUGCGGAGAAGAAAGAAGAAUUGACGUGAGCCAGAUUGAAACUCAGAGGGUUCAGUAUAUUGUAUUCAGUUCAGUUCAUUUUUCACGUGCCGUUUAAUGCCUCACUGAUGAAGACACAGCAUACGUUUUGUUGUUGUUAUUGUUUUGUAAUUCUCAUAAAACUAUCGGUCAGUGUGAGUGUGAUACAGUGGGGCAUAUUAUCUAUAACGUUCUGUGCCUGGUUCAUGUUUCCACAUGUAAUUUCAGCUUUGGACUGUUUGGCUGCUCUUUUAAAAAACUCCUCCCAGGAAUAAAUGUAGGA